CAUUAUUUCUCUGCUACUGCUGUCGCUGCUUCCAGCUGCACAGAACUGGUGCUGAUCAUGGAAAGAAGCAUGAGACGAAACCAAACCAUGGGGACAGAAUCCCAGCAGAUGUACGAGUUAAACAAACGCCUUGAAGGUUACCUGUCCCGAGUUAAGUUUCUUGAGCAGGAGAAUGAACUGCUGAAAGAAGAGAUCCAAGAACUGCAGCUUGAGCAGUCCAAGACAUCCUGGAAAAAUGAGUAUCAAAAGGAAUUACGAGCGCUGCGGGAGAGCCUGGAUGAACUUUACAGAGACAAGUCUCAGACAGAGCUGGAGCGGGACAGGAUGUACGAUGAACUUCUGCUGAUGAAAGACAGGUGGCAAAAGGAGAAACAGGAGCAAGAGCUGGUGAAGCAGAAAGUGAAAGAGAGCAAGCAGGAGUUGGAAGAGGAGACGAGGGCACACAACUGGCUGAAACAGAAGGCAUUUCAGCUAGAGGAUGAACUGCAGUUACUCCAAGAUGCUCAUGAAGAAGAAAAGCUCAGUCUCCAACAAGAAGUCUCAGAAAGAUCCUACAGCUUCACUGAACUCCGGCCUGCCCACACCCCAGCAUACCCAGCCAUUGAAGUGCAAGAAUAUACAAGUCAGUUGUCUGAAAUCUGGAAGGGAGCUGUCAGAUCUUACCAGGAAGAGAUUGACCAAAUGGAGGCAUCCCUGCAGGAUGCAAAGGAUCAACUCCAGAGCAUUGCCAGAGAGAAGAAAGAGGCUUACCAACUACUUCAGAACCUACAGCGUGAGCUGGAUAGCCUGCAAGUGCGCAAAGAGAUGCUGGAAAAGUCAGUCAUGAAACAUCAGCAGGAACAGCAGGAUUGCAGGCAUGAAUUCCAGUCUGAGAUCGACUCCAUGGAAGACGAGAAGGAGGAACUCAGGCAGCAGAUAGUCCAAAUUCUGAAAGAUCGACAGAAGCUGAUGGAACUGAAGAUGUCUUUGAGUUUGGAAGUAGCAACUUACAGAUCCCUUCUAGAAGCAGAAAGUAUUCGCCUGCAGCCAUUUAUGGAAUAUUCUCCUGCAAGUGUCAUCAGAGAUACUAAACUGGACAUAAAAAGUAACAAGCCACCUUCGCUGCCCAACAACAUAACUGAUGUUCGAAGGAAAUUUGGUUCAACAGAAAGCAGGAUAAACUUGACCAGCAUGCACAGAGGAGUGAGUGCUACACCACAACUGCCAAAGUCACAGCCUGAACUUUUGAAAACAACUCUGGUAAAUAAAUUUCAGGGAACAACAUCACUCAGUAAAAAUCUACAUAAGGAACCUACAGCAAGACUGGAACCAGCAAUGCAGAGAGGUGGAAUCUCAGUGACCCAGAGAAGUACAUCCAAAAGAGAUAGUUCAACAGUAAACUCUGUUAAAACUCUCAUUACAACUGCAGAGAAAGAAACAAUUUCUGAAUCAUAUUCCCAUGACUCAUCAAAGCCCUUAGGUUACCAGCCUAUGACCUAUGAGACAAAAUUCCCCAAACCAUCAGACAAACCAGAUCAUGUAGAUGAACGAAGAUACACUAACUCAGAAGAAAAGUUAACUACCAGAGUGGAGGUGAAGACUGAGAAGAAAGACAAUGAUCUAAAUUAUUUAGUAAAAACAGACAAAGAAAGUUACACUGUAAGUCCUGCUGAAAUCCAAAUAAAUCAGAUAGUGCAAGACACAUAUUACAGUGACAAGCAGCACACCAAAGCAGAGGUGGAGACCGAGAAGAAAGAUGAUGACCUAGCUUAUUUAGUGAAAACAAACAAAGAAAGUGACAGGUUAAUUGCUGCUGAAACUCAGCUUUUACCUCAGACUGAACAAGACACACAUGACAGUGAACAGUUAAUCACAGAAGCUCUUGACAAAGCUUUUGAAACUCUAAAAGGAGCAGGUGAAGAUACACCCAUGUCUAGUGCAAUUACAAUUACAACUGAAAAUGUCACAAUUAAACAGAAUGAGUCAGUUAAUGAAGAUUUCUCUUACCACAUGGAGGAUAAUAAGAAUGAAGUUGUUCCCCAAAGUUUUGAAACUUUAAGCAAAACAAUGCCUUAUGAUAACUGGGAAAACAGAGAUGUUGAAAUUACAGCAGAGUUAUUAGAAAAUGAUAAAGAAACUGAAAUAGAUAAUCAUGGUCGUGAUGAUCAAUAUGGCACUCAUAUAAUGUCUAUAGAAUCAGACAUACCUGAGCCUAGUUUGUCUAUACCUGUAUAUACACAGAAGACAGAAGAUGCAAUACUUGACAUGACUUCUCAAAUUGAAUCAGAACAACGCAAAACUAUGCAGGUCACAAGUGAGUCAUUCAUUACAGUAAGUCAGGAAGUAAGAUUCACAACAUCUAGUGACUGCAAAGACAUAGACGACGAUGCAACAAGUGCACAUGUGUAUGAAAAGGACUCACAGGCUUUCAGUUCAAAUGCAGACUGGCACAUCAGCAUUGAGCCACAUAAACAUCUGGAAACAGUGGAAAAAGAUCCAGACAGUUUCAAAAGAAAUCAUGUCAGUUCAGAUGAAACAAUAGAAGAUACAGAUGAAAUGGUCACUCCACAACAUGUGAUCAAAUCUUUCAGUACUAAGUUAUUAGACGGAGGAGUAAUUCAGGAAGUAGAAAGUAUCCCAGAACAAAGCAAAGAUUCUAAUGAUUUUUUUAGGUCUGAUGAAAAGGCAUUGGAAGACAUGGAGAAGCCUGCUGAUGCAGUAGUGACAAAUGGAAAAGAGUAUGAUGAAGAUUCAAUGAAUAUCAAUUCAGCUGAGGUCUCUGAUGCAAACAGGCCAGCAGAUGAUGUAGAAAGUGUUGUGCUUCAUAAGCAAAAAGUGGAAGAAAUAUUUUCAAGUGAUGAAAGUGUGAAGAGUGAAAUCAUAGUAAGUGAAAAGGAUGAUUUGCAGUAUGGUGAUGACUCAAUAGAUACAACAUUGAUAAAAGAGGAAUGGCCAACAGAAAGAAAGCCAGAGGACAGUCAUAAAGAAGACAACAUCUCAGAGAUUCGUCAUGAAGAAGACAUUAAUCAAGCACAACUACUUGAUAUGAUAGAACCAAGUGAAGGAACUCACGCUCCAUUCUCUAGCUGUGAUGCAGAAGUUAAGGAACCUGUGCGUACAACUAGUGCAGAGGAAUAUUUUACAGUACAGCAUAUUGCACAAUUAAGUAAGUCAGUGGAGGUGGACAGUGUAACACAACCAAACAAAGAUAUUUCUGAAGGAGAGGUAAACAUGACUUUCAAUUUAACUGAAACAGAACUGUUCGAUGGCAGAGAACAAACUGAAGACAUAACAGCUGAGGAAGGCAGCAGAGUUAAGGAUUUUGUUUUGGAUGAUAUGUCUCAGCAGGAAGACCGUAUAGAUAAUGGUAAUGUUGUUUCCUACCAUGAGGAUGAAUCUAGAUUUGAAACUCAGUUUACAGUAUCAUUAAAUGAUGAAGAUAUAGAAGUAAAGGAGCAAGAAAAAUAUGAGUCUCGACUGGAAUCAAGUGAUGAGUCUGUCCCUGUUACUGACAUUCAUAUUGCAGCACCACCACAACUAAAAGAAGAAACUGAAGAAACAGUACAAGAAGACUUGAAAAGCAACACAGAAAUGUUAUCUGCAGUGGCCAACAGCGAUGAAAACACUGAAAAGGCAAAUGUGGAAGAAUGCCUUUAUUUAAAUAAAGAACAUAUAGUAAUGGCAGAAGAAAAAAAAGACAAAGAAGAAACAGAAGAAAUGGAGCAACCCAGAGAAAGUGGUGAAACAAUUGAAGACGUGCAAGAAGAAAGUGAAAAAAUAGCCCAAACUGAAGAACUUGAGGAGUCAAACAUUGAUGAAGUCAAAGAGGAAAAUAAAGAGAUAACUUCAACCGGAGAACAUGAAGAGCAACUGUCUGAAGAAGAAAAAGAAGAAGAAGAUGAUGAAGACAGUGAAAAAGAAUGUCUGGAAAUCUAUAAAUCACAAUCUCCUGCAGCAGAAGAUAAAGAAACAGAGGAAAAAGAGGAAAUAAAUAACACAAAGGUUCCUUCAGUAUCUUCACCUGAUGAAGAAGAGAAAAAGGAAGAAAGUGAAGGAGAAGAAGAAGAAGACAUGGAAAUAUAUCAAGCAAAAUUGCCCUCAGCGGAAGUUAAAGAAACAAGGGAAGAUGAAGAAAAAGAAAGUUUGGAAAUAAGAAAAACAGAAAUUUUUGCAGCAGGAGGAGAAAAGGCAAAUAAAGAAGAUGAAGAGGUCGAAGAUGAAUGUUGGGAUGUAAAGAGAGCACAAAUGGUUGCAUCAGAACACAAAGAAGCAGAGUAUGAAGAAGAAGCUCUGGAAGUUAAUACAGAAAUGGCUGUAGUCAAUGAAGUCAAUGAAACAGAGUAUGAAAAAGAAGAACAUCUUGAAAUAUAUACAGAAAAAACUCAAGAAGCAGAAGGCAGUGACACAGAGGAUGAAGCAGAAAAAGAGGAACAAAGUCUGGCACUAAACAAAGAAAAAAGUCUUGCACAAGGAUGGAAGGAAGCAGAGGAUGACAGAGAAGAAGAUCUGGAAAUAAAUAAAGAAAUUUUUCAGGAAGCAGAUGGUGAAAAAACAGAGUCUGAGGAAGAAAAUGAAGAAGAGGUUAUGGAAAUAAAUAAAGAGGAAGUUCAUUCAUCAGUAGGCAAAGAAAAAGAAGAGGAUGAAGAAGGUUACUUGGAAACUGGAAUAGAGAAAGAAGCAAUACAAGAUCAAUCUGAUGAAGAGGACACUCAUGACAAAGAAAAUACAGACAUGAAGGAAAUAGUAUCAGAGCAAAAUUUAGCAGUCAGUUGUUCCUUGGAUAAUGAUAAAGAAAAUGACAAUGUUGAGACUAAAUCAGUAGAUGGAGAUAUAACAGCAAAAGCUGUACCUGUAAGAGAUGAGGAAACUAUACUAUUAACCAAAGAUGAAACAGAAAAUGUGCUAAUUUCAACAGAAGAAAAUAGGGAAGAAGCGUCUUGGAUUACUGAAGAAAUGAAUCGUGCAGUGAGCAAUGUAUUUGAAGAAACAAUAUCACUCACCAAGAAAGAAGAACAGUUUGGUGGCUUUCCAUCUUCAGGAGAAUCUAUUAAAUCUGAUGAGGAGAAAGUGUUCUUAUCUACUACUUCACAGGAAGAACCAUGUAUCCUAGAUGAUGGAAAGCAGGGAAAAGAAGAAGAGCUUUCAGAAAACAAUUAUGUAGAACACCUUACAAUGUCAGAAUCUAAGGAGUGCACACAAGAAUUUAAUAUUGGUGAAGAUGUUGCAGAGAUGAUGGUUCAAGUUCCUCCACUAGACAGCUUACAGGAUAAUUAUUUGGCAUCAUUGAAAGUAAACAAACAUGAAGAAAUGUCUGCAGAUUUAGAUAUUGACUCUGUUCCUUCUGAUGAUGACUUCAUUCCAAUAUCUGAAACGAAGCAUGAAGACAGUGAAGCAAACAUCUUGGUUCAAGACUUUGCUGAUGAUGCCAAUACAUGUUUAAAAUCGACAGGAAAUUUGUUAAAUGAAAAUUCUGAAGUGUCUGCUAAAGAAUAUGACGAUGAAGACAUUAUUAGAACUGAAGCCAAAGUUUCACAAGAAGACUCAAUUAUACUAAAUGAAGACACUUUAGACAUCAGACAUCUGGAUGCCAAACAUGAAGUCCAGACAAUUUCCAUAGAUAAUGACUCUGAAUCUACAGAGGAUGAUGAGUCACCCAAUGCUUCAAAAGCAUAUCAAGCACCCAAGCAUAAUGAUGAGGAAGGGUGUGAAGUUAUAACUACUAGUGAUGAAGAAAACCAAAGUCAUGAAGAGGAAGGUACUCCAGAUUAUAUUGAAGGACAUACUGCAGAAUACAGAACAGAAGGCAAUGUAUUAACUUACACUUUGCAAGAAACAGAAUUAAAAACUGAUGAGGUUCUGCAACUAGGUUCAGUAGCACAAACUGUUUCAGAUGCAGGUGAAGAAACCUACCCUGAAGAUAAUCUGCUUGAAAAUUUGCCCCCAAGGUCAGAUAGUGAUAAAUGCAGAGAAGACAUUAUAGACGGUAAGCAUUCCUUAGAUGUCCAUGGUUUAACAGAAAGAAAUGUUUCAAAAGAAUCAAAUUUGAUUCAACAGGUUGAAGGAGUUAUAGUACAUGGGAAAGAAAUUACCACUGGGAUUCAACAAUUUGAAGAACACAAUGUUGAUGGUUUCACAAAGGAGGUUUCAGAGUCUGGUGUAACCAUAAAUGGAGUACACCUAGAUGAGGAUAUGGACGAACAAGACUUCAUCAAUGGAAUAAAAGAGGAAACAGUUCAGGAAAAAGAAUUGCCACCAAUGUCUAAACUAAGAAGCAGUGAAGAGGCACAGGAUAUCAUGCUUCAUGAGCACGGGAAAGGUGCAUUUCAAUCGGAUUUUGUGGCAAAGGUUCUUCAUGAAGGACCUACUGAUAACUUAAACCAACAAGAUAUAAUGAGUGAAGUUCCCACCCAGAUAUGUUUAAAUGCUUCAGAUGAUAAUGAGCCCAGUUUUGUAGAAAAGAACCACUCUGCAGACCAAUGGGCUCAGGAAGAUACAUUGAAUCUUGAAGAUUUCACAUUGUCAGGGAAGGACAAGAAAGAAUCAAGUGAAAAUGUUGCCAUAAUAUAGAAGAUUUAAUUUUCUAUAUAAAGACAAUAGUGCUUUGUUUAUUUUCUUAAACAUUUUAGUUCUUGAUGAAGAAGACAAAUGUGAAUAAUGGUGCACCAUAUAUGGGAAACCAAGGGACAAAGUAAACUGAGGAAACAGGAAGGAAUGGCAAGGCUUUUUUUACAGUUAUAAAACUGCUUGUGACAACAUUACUGACAACAUCUAGGGCAAAAAAAUAUUUACACACAACAUAAUGACAAUCCGCAGAGACAUUUCUUAAGUGUGCACAGUUGUAUUUAUUUACCUAGAAGCAAGAAUUCCACAGAGCUUUGUUAGAAGAGAGUUGAGCAGUAAUUAAUAGAAAACUACCAGUAACAAGGGCUAUCAUUACUUCCUUCCAAAUAUACAGACUGUGAUAUUUUUAUUUAUAUUUUUUAAAUAUAUUGCACUACAGCAUUUCAUUGUAUGACAUAUAAUUCAAAACACAGAAUUAUUUGGGGGUAUUCAUGUGACACUGAACAUUCUCCCCCAAAUGUGAGAUCAUCAAUGGUGUUUUUUGAAAGCAUGUUUUAUUAUAAACUUUAACAUUUGAUUGAA
Molecule: messenger RNA, 7122 nt
Organism: Protopterus annectens (West African lungfish)
Lineage: Eukaryota; Metazoa; Chordata; Ceratodontiformes; Protopteridae
Gene: NES
Product: nestin
Exons: 4
Coding region: 58-6546 (2162 amino acids)
Biological process (GO): positive regulation of intermediate filament depolymerization
Cellular component (GO): intermediate filament
Molecular function (GO): CCR5 chemokine receptor binding; intermediate filament binding
Source: RefSeq, a predicted model, not a curated record